GAGUGAGAGAGCGAGCGCUACAUCUCACUACAACAGCAGGCUGGAAGCUAAGCACUUCCUUCCACAGAGAGAUUCACAAGUCACAAAGGAUUUACCCAGCGAUCCGAUCAGCCUGUGGAGUGCUUCUCGCACUUUGCGGAUAUAAUUCAAUACUUCAAGACCACUACAGGUACCUCUCUAUCCGACAUUUAUUCCAGUUUAUGCGUGUACAAAGCACCAUGGUCACACACAGCAAGUUCAACAUUGCAAUGAGCACCUUCACCCCUUACUGCUACAGGACAUUCAGCUGCAAGACGCAGUACCAGAUUGUCCACCAGACAUGGAUACGACUACAGCAGAGUGGCUUCUACUGGGCCUCGAUCAACGGAAAGGAGGCAGGCGCUCUGCUGGCAAAGGAGCCGAGCGGCACCUUCCUGAUCCGUGACAGCGCCGACCGGCGGCACUUCUUCACGCUGAGUGUCAAGACCUCAUCAGGCACCAAGAAUGUCCGUGUGCAGUGUGACAACCGCUCUUUCUACCUGCAGACAGAUCCUGAGGGUGAGCGGACAGCCCCACGGUUUGACUGUGUGCUCAAGCUUGUGUACCACUAUAUGAAUACGCCUAAACAACCCAAGGACCAAUCACGAAGUGCAUGCUACAUCUACACAGGAGGGGAGAAGGUUCCUCUGGAACUGUGCAAACCCUUCACCUGCAACAUGUCCUCACUGCAGCACCUGUGCAGAAAGACAGUCAAUGGCCAUCUGGGUGUUUUGCCCACGAGGGACCAGCUGCCUCAGCCACUAAAGGACUUUCUGCAGGAGUAUGACGCCCCCAUUUAAAUGACAAAUACAAGUGAUGUGAUGUAGUCGCACUGAUAUCAAGGAGUAGAGCAGCUAAGAGAAUGGAAAUGAUGGAAUGGAAUAACUAGUGUGGUGUGGGCUCAUGGCCAUCAGGCACAAGAUGGGAAAAGAUCAAGAAGAUCUACAGUGAAUGAAAAAGUGAUGAAAGUAAACAAAGCUAGGCAUAGAUAGACUAGGGCAACAGGAGACUGAGUUCAGAAAGUUGAAACUCUGCAAACUCAUCUAACUUCAGGGAGCAGAGAUUUGGAGUAUAACUAAUUGGUCUGAGUUUUGGAUUAGUCAACACAAACCAAGAAUGCUGCUAUUUGUCAAGUUGGGAGAGAUGAAUCCCCUGAACUCCCUCGGACACUCCUAUUUGCACAAGAAAUUAACAUCAAGACAAUGGUCCACUGUUUAGUUCUUUUAGCAACUGCAACAAGUCAGGAAGAGUUAGCAAGUGUAAAAGACUGUCUUUGUGAAUGGAACAGUUGCAGUAUUUCUCUGCCUUUUUAACGUCAACCACUCUUCAUGCCCCAAUGGGAACUGGUCUCAGCCUCCUCUGUGCCCAAAAUAUAAGGAACGAUCCUGUCUGGACAUUUAACAGAAACCAGUCACCACCUUCUUCCAAGGAAGCAUUAUGUCUUUCGUGGAAAAAGGAAGAACUAAACAAGCAACAGUAACGCAACCAAGCUAGGAGAGAAAUUUGAGAAUACACAAAACAAUCAUAGAAAAAUGUUUCUACUGGUUUAGAUCAAAUCCUGUAUGGGGAAACAGGCCAUUAAAGAAAUGACGAAAAAGCACUGUAAUGUUGUUUUUUUUUUUUUUUUUUUUUUACUUCAUUGAGUAAUCUUUGUACAGCGUGUAUUUCUUAGAACGUGACAAGGCAGUAGCAGAAAGUGCUUGCUUAUGAAUGUAUUUAGAUGGAGAAACUUAACCCUGUUAAAUGGACCAGUGUAUACCCUCAUAUUAUUCUUGUACUUGUUUACAUUGUUUACAUGUGUGAAGAUUUUUAUUCAUAAUGCUAAGUCUGUUAAUGUGACUCCAUAUGAAUGCUUGAAAAAAACAAUCCAUUGAAAUAGCAAAAAGCAAGCAGACUGAAAAUACUUUGCACAUAUUUAUAUUUCUGAGCAGUUUCAGUAAUUUAUAUUAAAGAGCACUAUUUUUCUAA
Pangasianodon hypophthalmus (striped catfish) is the source of this 1986-nucleotide messenger RNA. RefSeq names its product suppressor of cytokine signaling 3a (gene socs3a). Gene Ontology annotation, cellular component: phosphatidylinositol 3-kinase complex. Gene Ontology annotation, molecular function: 1-phosphatidylinositol-3-kinase regulator activity. The record is from RefSeq and is a predicted model, not a curated record. Bases 201 to 818 code for a protein of 205 amino acids. Gene Ontology annotation, biological process: intracellular signal transduction; phosphatidylinositol phosphate biosynthetic process. Lineage: Eukaryota; Metazoa; Chordata; Actinopteri; Siluriformes; Pangasiidae. The transcript is spliced from 2 exons.